Messenger RNA from Astyanax mexicanus (Mexican tetra), 3951 nucleotides. RefSeq names its product glutamate receptor, ionotropic, N-methyl D-aspartate-associated protein 1a (glutamate binding) (gene grinaa). Gene Ontology annotation, biological process: negative regulation of apoptotic signaling pathway. The coding region runs from base 175 to 1236 and encodes 353 amino acids. The transcript has 7 exons. NCBI's taxonomy places the organism in Eukaryota, Metazoa, Chordata, Actinopteri, Characiformes, Acestrorhamphidae. The record is from RefSeq and is a predicted model, not a curated record. Gene Ontology annotation, cellular component: membrane; endoplasmic reticulum; Golgi apparatus.
CGUCAGACGCUGGUGUUCAGAGACAGUAGCGGGGGGGGCGCCAUCAGAUCCACAGCUCAGACCCGCAGAUCAGAUCCUCCAGCAGCUACAGGAGCCUUAUAGCCGCUGCGUGACUGAAGACCUGGUGCUGGAUCGGCGGUGUGUGUGAGCAGGAUCAUUCUGAGGAAAGAAGACAUGUCCUCGGACAAGACUGGCUACCCCAUAAUGGGGGAGAACAAACCCCAGAACGUCUACGGACCACCUCAGCCUGAUGCUUUCGGGAUGCCACCACCCAACUACACCCAGGCCCCAGGCGGGCCCCCAUAUGGAGCGCCAGGACCGUACGGCCAGCCUGGUUAUCCCCAGGGAGCCCCGGGAUUUGGACCUGGAUCCUAUCCCCAAAUGCCAUACCCCCAAGGUCCAUAUCCUCAAGGCCCUUACCCCCAGGGACCAUACCCACAGGGCCCCUAUCAGCAGGGUCCUGGACAGCCUGGAUUUGGUAUGGAUCCAAAUGCUCCCAUGGGCAGCCCGGGCUACCACGGUGGAGAUGGCCCCCCUUCUUACUAUGACAAUGAGGAGUUUGCCAACUCUGGAUGGGAGGAUAAGAGUAUCCGACAGGCCUUCAUCAGAAAGGUCUUCAUGGUCUUAACAGUACAGUUGAUGGUGACGUUCUCCUUCGUUGCUGUUUUCACAUUUUCCAAUGAUGUCAAACUGUUUGUGCGGCAAAACCGGUGGACAUACUACGUGUCCUAUGUAGUCUUUUUUGUGUCCCUUAUAGCGCUCAGCUGCUGUGGAGAGUUUCGUCGCAAACACCCAUGGAACCUGGUGGCACUGUCCAUUCUAACACUAAGUCUGUCCUACAUGGUGGGGAUGAUUGCCAGCUUCUAUAACACAGACUCAGUCAUCAUAGCUGUGGGCAUCACUUCAGUGGUGUGUUUCUCUGUGGUGAUCUUCUCCCUGCAGAGCAAAUAUGACUUCACUUCCUGCCGUGGUGUCCUCUUUGUCUGCUUAAUAGUGCUGAUCCUCUUCUCAUUCCUUUGCAUGGUAAUCCGUCACAAGAUCCUGCACAUCGUCUAUGCCUCUUUGGGGGCUCUGCUCUUUACCUGCUUCUUGGCCGUGGACACUCAGCUUCUGCUAGGCAACAAGAAGCUGGCCCUCAGCCCAGAAGAGUACAUCUUUGCUGCUCUGAACCUCUACACUGACAUCAUCAACAUCUUCAUGUACAUCCUGGCUAUCGUGGGCCGCUCCCGGGAGUGAGGGCUCCCUCUGGCGAAGAGGAAACGAGGUGCAUCCAACUACACACGGAAUGAAAGCGUUGCACUGUUUUUAUCAUCUCAUCUCGCUGUCCCUGUAGUCUGUCCUCCCCAUAACUCCUCCUUUCUCAAGGUUUACUCUCUUUAGCAGAUGUACAGGGUGGUAAGCUGUAUAGCUUUAUGCAUCCAGAAGGGCAUAUUUUUAACUUAUUUAUUUAGACAGAAGAAGAGUUCUGUUAAAUUUUGCAUUUUGUCUUCUCCGUGCUCAGCCCCUCAUGUUGAAACUGAAGCUUUGUGCAUUUGGAAAUGGUAGAGUGUAGUAGAAUGCCUCACCAAUUGCAUCCAAACAGCAUGAGCACAACCUGUGUCUUUUGUUUUCCACCCUCCUGAUGUCUGAGCUUGGCACUCUGCCUGGUAAUGUUAGCACUGCAGUAACUGAGAGAGAGAGAGAGAGAGAGAGAGAGAGAGAGAGAGAGAGAGAGAGAAAGGAUGGCAGGAAGUUGACAGAGAGAACAGAGAUAUGCUGAUUAAGGAGACAAAGCUCCAGAAUGGGAUGGGAUGAUGAUCGAUCGAAUCGACCCUUGUCUUCGUGUCCCUUUCUAUUCAUCCUCACCAGUCUGUGAACUGGUGUUCUGCAUGCUAAGCUAAAACAGCAAAGAAUAAAUAAAUGACAAAUCUGAAAACGAUCAGAGAUACAGUACCUGUCCAAAUGCCUGCUUCAAUGUAGCUGUAAAUAUUUGUACGAAGCUCAAGCCCCUCCCCCUUUGGCUCGAGGCAUGUCUGUAUGUAUAAAUAGCCGUGGUGCUCUGCGGGGAAACAUGAAAUCACCUCUUUUAGGAAGCAAAGACCAAAAAUAGGAAAAAUAGUCCUCCAAGUAUGGGAGGCUUCAAGUUAAUUGAAGUGGACUUACUUCUCUUACUAACCGAACACUAAUUUAAAGCUAACACACGAGCUGUGUAUAUAUUUAUGCAAUAUAUACCAUGUUUUGGUGAGUUUCGUAAUUAUUAUAUGUUAUAUUAUGCCAUACUUACACCACUGGGCUGCUUUAUUACCACCACCUCCUGGAUUUUACUUCUUAUUGACCAUUUUAUUAGCUCUACUUAUAGGAACAUAUUGAAAGUCUUUGUAGUUCUUUGAUUAUCGACUGCAGUCCUUCUGUUUCUCUAAAAAAAGUGUUAGUGUGUGUUGUUCUGGUACAAGUAGAUUAGACACAGCAGUGCCGUUGGAGUUUUUAAACACAGUUUUUAAGCACAGUUUAUGUUGGUGAUUAUUUAGCCAUGGAUCAGAGCUCACAAAAAGCUGCACACAGGAUGCUUUUGACUGGAUAUUUCUGAUCGGUGGACUCACUGACAUUGACGUGUUUAAAAACUCCAGCAGCACUGUCGUGUGUGGUCAAAUUGUACCAAUAUAACACACACUAACACAACAACAGCAUGUCCGUGCAGUCCCUGCACCCUGCAGAGUCCUGGCCAUUGAAGAACAGGUGAAAGGAGGGUAAUAAUAAAGUAUACAGAGAAACAGAUACAGGACUACAGUCUUUUAUUAUAGAGCCACACAGUGUCCUCCUAUAUGCUCAGUGGAGCUUAUCAAAUUGUGAAUACUGAGCGUAGAAGCAAGGAGGUGGUUUUAAUGAAGUGGCUUGUUGGUGUAUACAUUGAUAUUUCUUUUUUGAUUGAAGGGAAGUGUGAUUUGUGCAGUUUGUGCUUUUUGUUUUGUUUCAAAAACGCAGUAUUUGAAGUUUCAUGAAGGCCAUUUGAUAUGAUUUUUUCUCCUUUCCUCCUUUAUUCUUUAUUAGUUUUUGAACUUCUUAUUACUUUGUUUUGUAUUUAUGUAGCAUCCUGUGUCUGUUUUCUUUAUUUCACCUGAUGUGAAAUAUUUUUUCUUACAGUUCUGUAAAGCUACUAAUAAUGUGCUAAUUAUUAUAAAGCAAGGGGGCCAUUUAUAGUGUUGCGUUAUUUAUUAUCUAUUUAUUACACAUUACUAUAGCGCUCAGGACUGGAGAAGAAGGAUUAGACAGCUACGAUGGUUGUGUUUCUUCUUCCAGGAAUAAUUAAUUGAGUUAAGGGAAAUGCUCCUCACUUGUGUAGGCCUUUUCAGCACAGAUUGGUAUGAUAGAUUAGAAAAAGCAUUGAUCCAGCAGGAAAACCCUGUUCCUGGAUCAUUUCCAGCUCAUCCACAAUCCAUCUAACCACAUUUGCUAUUGUGGUAGGUCUAGAUUAGCACUUUACUCUGAGAAGCUUGAUGAGUGCCACCACACAGGUCUCCCCACAUCAGCAUAGAAUGGUCUCGAUAAGCUGAAUUUUAAUUCACAUGGGCUGAAAAACAGCAAAUGAGCUGGCAAAUAUAUGUAAAUCUGUAAAGUAAACUUGUACACAGACUCACUUAUUAAUCUACUAUUUCUUGGCUGGAAUGUGAUUAGACAGUGUCUUCUCUCUUGUCACUAUUUCAUGUUACCCCAGUUGCACAGUUCUUCUCUAUCUUGCAUGCGGAGACAUCACACACUGGACUAGAUGUUAAGAGACAUGUUUGAAGAUAAUAUUGAAUUUUACUAACGUGGUGCAGCUCUGUUUUAAACAGCUGAUGAACAGUUUUUGUGUAUGUAACUAACUCCUGUUUAAAUGAUAGUGGAACGAGGUGUGUAAAGUACAUUUUAUUGCUUUGUAGUUUUCUUUGCACUGUAAAUAUGCAUUAAAAUGAAGUUGGAUUGUAUUCACCUACA